This is a messenger RNA of Oikopleura dioica, 606 nucleotides long. The record is from the annotation of a GenBank genome assembly. Lineage: Eukaryota; Metazoa; Chordata; Appendicularia; Copelata; Oikopleuridae.
AUGGAAUUUAUACGCGAUCAAAUGAAUGAUCAUCCGGAAUACGAUCUGAAAGAUGCUGAUCCAGAACCGAGCGAGAUUUUAUCCACAAAAAAAGCUUCAGAAGACAAAGAAAACAUUCAACCCUUGAAGGACUCAAAUGUUACAGGCAAAAAGAAAACAGUCAGUUCAAAGACCGGAAAGCCAAAGAAAACCGCUAAACGCUGGCUGAUUCCUCAGAUGAAUCUGAUGACUGAAGAGGAGUUCAACAAAUUGACAAGGCAUGAUAGAGGGCGACUCAAAUACUUGCAGCUGAAAAUUUAUAUGGAUGAGAUAAAUGAGGAGUUCCGCAAAAAGUACGACAUUUUGGGUCGCUUCAUGAACAAGGUCAAAAUCACAGCAGAUGAGAAAUUCGCCGCGCAAACCUUCUUCAACGACGAUGAUGACGGAGGAAAGUACAACUUGAGCGAAAAAGAACUUUCUCAAUGCUCUUUCUUCAAGAAAGGCCAUACAAAGGGGCAAAUAUUGAAUAUUCUGAAGAACACAAGUCGCAUAUCAGAAAAACGAAGAGCCAAAAAGACCACUCUCUUCCAUCUCACCGAUCCAAUUAUCGAAGAAAUCACCAAAUAA